AUGAUAACAACUGUACUGGUCGUUGGCACGUCCUCGUCGUCCAACACUGCGGUGUCGUUCGUUGUCGAGUUGCUCGAGGAGGCGUUCCUCCAGCAGGAGGAACAGUUCGCCACCACUGCCGCCGUGUUGUGGAGGACAUCAUCCAGUAUCGUUGCACUCACUACUACGGAAUCCCCCAAAUCAGUAUCGAAAAUGGCAUCAACGGUAGAGGAUGUUGUAAUGGCGGCAGCUUGCAUUAUUUUGUGUAAAAAACGUGAAUUCAAGCGAAGAUUCUGGGUACGACCGUCGUUAAAAGCGCGAACGAAAUAUAGUGGUACGGCCCUCUUAACAGACCUUGCAAGAGAUGACGUAGAUCCAUUAACUGGAGAAAUUCGAUGUGACGAUACUGUGGGUGCUGCUAGGACAGAGCAUAUGAACUCUGAAGAAAAAGACGCAAUCACCAAGUUAGCAAGAGAGUAUUCGGACAUAUUUCACAUAGAUGGUAAUUACUUAACCUUUACGAGCAAAAUUAAGCAUCAUAUACGUACAAGCGAUGAAAUACCCAUUUACACGAAAUCAUACAGAUAUCCUGAAAUCCACCGAAAAGAGGUACAAAGACAAAUACAAUCAAUGCUUGAUCAAAAAAUUAUUAGAGAGAGCCAUUCAGCGUGGUGCUCACCUAUAUGGAUCGUUCCAAAAAAAUUAGACGCAUCGGGAAAGCAAAAAUGGAGAAUAGUCAUUGAUUAUAGAAAAUUGAAUGAAAAAACAUUGGGAGAUCGUUAUCCUCUUCCAAACAUAACAGAUUUGUUAGAUAAAUUAGGGCGAUGCCAAUAUUUUUCAACAUUAGACUUAGCUUCAGGUUUUCACCAAAUAGAAAUGGCAGAAGACGAUAUUCAAAAAACCGCAUUUAAUACAGAAAAUGGACACUACGAGUUCACAAGAAUGCCAUUUGGACUAAAAAACGCGCCAGCGACUUUCCAGCGAGUAAUGGAUAACAUACUGAGAGGUAUUCAAAAUGAAAAAUGCUUAGUAUAUUUAGAUGACAUUAUAAUAUUCAGUACUAGUUUACAGGAACACAUUUCUCGACUUAGAGAAGUUUUUGAAAGGUUACGUCAGUCAAAUUUUAAAAUACAGUUAGACAAAUCGGAAUUUCUUAGAAAAGAAGUAUCGUAUUUAGGUCAUGUUGUAACGGCGGAUGGUGUGAAACCAAACCCCGAUAAGAUAAAGGCAAUUACAGAAUUUAAAAUACCAAAAACUAAGAAGCAAAUUAAAGGCUUCCUUGGACUUUUAGGUUAUUACCGUAAGUUUAUAAAAGAUUUUGCGAAAAUCACUAAGCCAUUGACAAUCAGAUUGAAAAAAGAUGCAAUUAUUAAUCCCAAUGACGCAGAUUAUAUUAAAUGUUUCGAAUUAUGCAAGACUUUAUUGACAAACGAUCCGAUACUCCAAUAUCCGGAUUUUUCUCAACCAUUCCUGAUAACUACGGAUGCAAGUAAUUAUGCAAUCGGCGCAAUAUUAUCCCAAGGUAAAUUAGGCUCAGAUUUACCAAUAGCGUACGCCUCACGAACAUUAAGUGAUUCAGAAACAAAGUAUAGCACGACAGAAAAAGAACUUUUAAGUAUCGUAUAUGCAGUAAAAUAUUUCAGACCUUAUAUUUUCGGACGUAAGUUUACUAUUGUAACAGAUCACAAAAGCCUCCAAUGGUUAUUUUCAGUUAGAGAUGCUAGUUCAAAAUUACUAAGAUGGCGCUUAAGAUUAGAAGAACAUGAUUUUGACAUUGUUUACAGGAAAGGCAAAUCAAACACAAAUGCGGACUUUUAUCUAGAAUAG
Acanthoscelides obtectus is the source of this 1806-nucleotide messenger RNA. The record is from the annotation of a GenBank genome assembly. Lineage: Eukaryota; Metazoa; Arthropoda; Insecta; Coleoptera; Chrysomelidae.